CCCAUCUCGUCUUCAAGCUCACCUGGCUGUUUUACAGAGUCACUUCGCUCAGCUUCCCCGCUCGCGUUCACCAUUACGAAACAGCUCUUUACAACCAUGCCUCCUUCGCAGAACAAUCGUAACGCGCCAUCCGACAUGGAACCCAACCAGAAGAGCCAGUACCAGUGGCUCAAGGACUCCGGCUAUGGCAGUGUCUGGAAUCUGGGGCUCUCCUACGGUUUGAAUAUACACAAUCCCGAUGAUCUUGAGGAGACCAUGGCCAUCCUAAAAGGCUUGAGGGAUAUGGACCAGAAAGCUUGGGAGGAGAGACAGAUGGCGAAGAAGUAGCAGGUCUACCAGCGAUGAACUGCACUUUGCUUUACUGAUCACUGGCCGUUCUCGCUGGGGACUCUACGUGUUGACAAGGCAACCUCGAUGAAAGGAGGUACAAUGAUGCAGGAUGGUGGUGGGGGGAGGACUGUUAUCAAGUAGUUAACUACUGUAUGCUAUGAUUUAAUCGAAGGC
This is a messenger RNA of Aspergillus homomorphus CBS 101889, 504 nucleotides long. RefSeq lists its product as uncharacterized. The transcript has 2 exons. The record is from RefSeq and is a predicted model, not a curated record. The coding region runs from base 97 to 327 and encodes 76 amino acids. Lineage: Eukaryota; Fungi; Ascomycota; Eurotiomycetes; Eurotiales; Aspergillaceae.